AAGCUUCCUCCAGGGACUGGAGAAUUCGCUGUGCAGUACGAAACUUAGAGAACGUAAGGAAAAAUAUCAGAAAGGCACAGCAUCAGAUGAUAGAACAGGCAAAUAAGCACCGCAGACCUUCGCAGUUUGCUGUAGGAGAUUUGGUCUGGGUGAAGUCCAAGGAGUUUCUCCCAGAGGAGAACAUCUCGCAGAAGUUAUUGCCUGCGUAUAGGGGACCGUGGCAGAUACUUGACGUGGUUGGUGAUGUGGAUGGUCCUUCCUAUGUUGUUGAGAUUCCUGUGCAUUUGCACACUUACCCGGUGUUUCAUGCCUCUAAGUUGCUCCCUUGUGUCAAUAAUGAUCUAUUUCCAUCUUGGAGAUCUAUGAUUCCUCCCGAUAUGGAUGGCAAGUAUGACGUGGAUCGCAUCGUUGCAGAGGAUGUUUAUAGAUCAGGACACAAGGCUAAGGGAGGGCAUGUAGAAUGUGUGCGCCAGUUGCUGAUUGCAGCACAAACAGGACCUGUCGCCGAGUCAUGGGGCCUGGGCCGAUUCGUGAACGUGAGAGAUAGUUCGGGUUGCACGCCAUUGCACCUUGCAGCACGAGCUGGACACACAGCGACAGUCCGGAUACUUCUAGAAUAUGGUGCAUUGGUCUCAUCCUCGACCUCGGUCACUCAAGGACAGGGAAGUUUGCCUCUACACUGUGCUGCACGGGGAGGUUCUGUGGAGUGUGUCAGAGAACUGCUUGCAUGGGGUGCAGACAGGCAUCAUCGUGAUUUUCAUGGGUAUACUCCGUAUUUCAUCGCAUUGAAAUCCGGCCACACGGCGUGUGCUGCACUCCUCGACCCAUCUUCUGCAGAGCCAUUGGUAUGGCCGUCACCAUGGAAAUUCAUGAACAGACUUGACUCCGAUGUGAAGGAGCUUCUUGAGGCAUCGCUAGCAGAGGCCCAUGCGGCACGAUUCGCGAGAAGAGGUUUCCUGAAAGGUGCCGCAAGCAGAAUCACGAUAAUGCUUCCCAGUGAUGAGACAGCCAAAGGACCAGGUGUAGAUGUGGACCUGAAGCGACCUGACGACCUGGACGAGGAGCUUCUUUCAUCUGGAUUUGAACUCACGUCCGCUUUUCAAAUUUUCGCCUUUUAGGGGUGUAAGAACUGAGCUAAGCCCGUUGGUACAACUACUACACGUCUGACUUGCUCUAAGCCCGUUGGUACAACUACUACACGUCUGACUUGCUCUAGUGUUUUUAACUUUUUAUCUAACAAACAAGUUAUCAUGUA
Molecule: messenger RNA, 1255 nt
Organism: Chara braunii
Lineage: Eukaryota; Viridiplantae; Streptophyta; Charophyceae; Charales; Characeae
Source: the annotation of a GenBank genome assembly